AUGAGUUCUUUAAAUGAAACUGAAUCAAUGGACAGUUUACCGUUUGUGAAAGAGGUUACUCCUUCGAGAGAAUCUUCAGUGGUCAAGAUCGUCGCUCCCUCUAUUGAAGAGGUCACAGGUAAUCCUGAGGAAUUGAGGGCUUUGAGAGGGCAAGGUCGUUAUUUCGGUAUGUCCGAAGCAGAUGGUGGGUUCAUGGAAUCUGAACCGAAAUGUAAUAAUUGUUCUCAAAGAGGUCAUUAUAAGAGGGAUUGUCCCCAUGUGAUCUGUACUUACUGCGGGUCUAUGGAUGACCAUUACUCACAGCAUUGUCCAAAGGCUAUCAUGUGUAGUAAUUGUUCUGAAAAGGGUCAUUAUAAAUCACAAUGUCCUAAGAAAUGGAAAAGAGUAUUUUGCAUUUUAUGUAAUAGUAAACUGCAUUCAAGAGAUAGAUGUCCAAGUGUGUGGAGAGUUUAUUUAUUGAAAGAAACUAAGAAAAAUGAAAAAAGACAUUUACCUAUGCAUUUAAUAUUUUGUUAUAAUUGUGGAUUGAAAGGCCAUUUUGGUGAUGAUUGUAAUAGACGACGUUCUUCGAGGGUUCCUUUGGAUGAUGGCAGUGCAUUUUCUGGUGAUAACGUUUGUGAUGAGUUAAAGGAAGAGUAUUUUCAAAAUUUAACAGAUUUUAAAAGAGAAAGCCGUUACGAUUAUGAUAUCACAAAUGAUUCUUUUGACUAUAAUGAUUAUGAAUAUGAAAACGAAGCUUAUGAUGGAAAUGAUUAUGUAGGAAGAUAUAAUGGGAACAGUAGUAACAGCAACAGCAGAAACAAAAAUAAGAAAAGACAGUACUCUAAUUUCAAUCCGCCACCAUACCAAGAUGAAAGAAGGCAUAAGAGAUCAAAGAAAUCUGACAAUGGAAGAAAUUCUAGAAGUGGAAAUAGUAGUAAUAAUAAUAAUAAUAAUAAUAAUAAUAAUAAUAAUAAUAAUAAGACAUCUACUACCUCACAUCCUCUGGAUUUCCCACGUAAUAAUAACAGAUCCAAUAAUCGUUCAAAUUCAAAUUCAAAUGGUGCAAGAAACACAGAUAAGACCAGACACGGGAAAUCAAAAUCCAAUAAAUCCAAGGAUUCAAGACACAAUAAGCACAGGUCUCAUAACGCUCAUAAGUUUGAAAGACAAUAA
Molecule: messenger RNA, 1155 nt
Organism: Tetrapisispora phaffii CBS 4417
Lineage: Eukaryota; Fungi; Ascomycota; Saccharomycetes; Saccharomycetales; Saccharomycetaceae
Product: zinc finger CCHC domain-containing protein
Exons: 1
Coding region: 1-1155 (384 amino acids)
Biological process (GO): polyadenylation-dependent RNA catabolic process
Molecular function (GO): zinc ion binding; nucleic acid binding
Source: RefSeq, a predicted model, not a curated record